GGGGAAGGUGGAUGGUGGCAGGGCGGAAUCACCGCUCGCAUGGCCUCUGCUCUGGAGCACCGCUCAGCCUGGCGGACGGGAAGCGGGCAGGGCAGGCGCAUGGAAAGGGUAUUUUUGUUGGGAUAUUUUCUGCCGUUGUCGGGUAACAGACUUUCCGUUCGGGCACGGACUGCUGCGCGGAGGAGGACAUCAGCUGCGGGAUCAGAUUCAGUACCUUGUGGUGGAGAAACAGUAGCCAGGUCGCAGGGCAGGAACCAUUUACCGAUGGGAUAUGAAUGAAACGAGUGCCAGGCAAUAAGGCUUCUCUAUUUUCCCGGCUUUUGGGAAGGGCCCCGCCACGACCAUGUCUGAGCUGGAGAAGGCGAUGAUCGCCAUCAUCGAUGCCUUCCACCAGUACUCCGGGAGAGAGGGAGACAAGCACAAGCUGAAGAAAUCGGAACUGAAGGAGCUCAUCAACAACGAGCUGAGCCACUUCCUCGGGGAAAUCAAAGACCAGGAGACUGUGGACAAAGUCAUGGAGGCACUGGACUGCGAUGGAGAUUCAGAGUGCAACUUCCACGAGUUCAUGGCCUUCAUUGCAAUGGUCACUGCUGCUUGCCACGAGUUCUUUGAGGAGGAGUGAACUGGUGGGAAGCAGGUGAGCCCCUUCUGCUCAUGCUGGAGAGAGGCAAGGCAGCAUUGCUCCUCCAGGAAAAGGACUGGCUGUGAUUACAGACACCUUAAGAGUUCAGCUUGCACUAGACUUAAGCAGCUUAUUAAAAGUUUGUGGCUUUGUGAACAAGAAACACUUGUGUGGCUCAGGAAAGGCUACCGGCUAGUGCCCAUUGGGCUCGGUGCAGUGAGAGAGUGCCUUGCCUCAAGGCACUUCCCUGCUGUUUUAAGUAAGGAAUGUGCAUAGGGCUAGAAGCAGAGGGAUGCUGUGAUCCAAGCUUGCUUGCAAAGGAAAAAAGGAAAUUCAAGGGUUGAAGGAAGAGGUGAUGCAGCGGGUCUGGUUUUGGAAACUUGUUGCUGAGCCCACUGGCCUGAACGGGAAGGCUCCAGGCAUGGCAUUAGAAACCAGCUCCUGUCCCAUCACAGGUGCUCAGCAGAGCCCACCCAUUUCUUGGUACAUUGAGACACCCUUGGCUUGCAAGGCAAAGUGUAACAAUCUAAAAGCAUAACCAUCUGACAGCUCAGGCUUUUCACUUGUUGAUCAAUCCUGCUUUUGGCAGCCUGCAGAACUGGAAGCAACAGUGUAUGAGGCUUCUGCACUGGGGUCAGCUCCUGGGCCUGGGAUGUGGCUUGACAAGGUGUCCAGGCUCAGUCAGAAGGGAAGUGGGAGUGGCCCAGUGUGACCACAGACCAGGCACAGCCUCCUGAGUGUGUGGAAAUGACAAGGAAUAAAAUGUUGGUUUGGCC
This is a messenger RNA of Motacilla alba alba, 1398 nucleotides long. RefSeq names its product S100 calcium binding protein B (gene S100B). Gene Ontology annotation, biological process: positive regulation of cell population proliferation; positive regulation of canonical NF-kappaB signal transduction. The coding region runs from base 344 to 622 and encodes 92 amino acids. The record is from RefSeq and is a predicted model, not a curated record. Gene Ontology annotation, molecular function: RAGE receptor binding; zinc ion binding; S100 protein binding. Gene Ontology annotation, cellular component: cytoplasm; nucleus. NCBI's taxonomy places the organism in Eukaryota, Metazoa, Chordata, Aves, Passeriformes, Motacillidae. The transcript is spliced from 3 exons.